AUGUUGAUUUUGGUCAUCUUGUUGUUUGCGCUUGCAAAUGGUUGUAAUAUUCGACCAAAAUGUGAGGACGGAUGGAUUCAAAUUCAAAGACAACUUGGUGUAUGGUGCGCAAAAAUUGUUCAUCAAUCAGAUUACUGGUCAAAGUGUAGAAAUAAAGGAGGAAGACGAUCAUCAAUUGAGAGUUUGGAUGAAAUGAACAUCUAUUUGAAUGAGUUGAAAAGCAUGGGUGAAAGCUAUGCUUACCUCAAUAUGAGCAUAGUUCCAGAAUGUUGGUGUGGGUCUAGUACUUGUCCGGUAACCGAAACGUGUCCAAUUCCAUCGAUGUGGCAGUGGAACGAUAAAUUCACAGUGAGCAACGAAUUGAUGAGCAGAGUUGAACCGUAUUACAACAACAGCUAUGGCGUAUAUAACAUGCUUCUUACUACGGAAAAUGAAUUGGGUCUUACCGAUAGGAGGGGCAUCGUCGUAAAUACCUCAUUAUGUGGCAAGGAGGGCAUUUCAUAA
Messenger RNA from Caenorhabditis angaria, 504 nucleotides. NCBI's taxonomy places the organism in Eukaryota, Metazoa, Nematoda, Chromadorea, Rhabditida, Rhabditidae. The record is from the annotation of a GenBank genome assembly.